Hansenula anomala is the source of this 1767-nucleotide messenger RNA. RefSeq names its product bifunctional choline kinase/ethanolamine kinase CKI1 (gene CKI1). The record is from RefSeq and is a predicted model, not a curated record. Bases 1 to 1767 code for a protein of 588 amino acids. NCBI's taxonomy places the organism in Eukaryota, Fungi, Ascomycota, Saccharomycetes, Phaffomycetales, Wickerhamomycetaceae. The transcript has a single exon. Gene Ontology annotation, molecular function: ethanolamine kinase activity; choline kinase activity. Gene Ontology annotation, cellular component: cytoplasm. Gene Ontology annotation, biological process: phosphatidylcholine biosynthetic process; phosphatidylethanolamine biosynthetic process.
AUGAGCGCAGAGACUUAUAGUCACCAUAGACGCUCUUCGCUUAGAUCAGCCCCAACAACUUCAGGCUCCCGCUCAAGAUCAAGAUCAAAACCAAGACGACCAAGUCUGGGCUCUAGAAGAAACUCUGCUAAAUCCUUCAUAUCCAUCAAGAAUGAGUUGGAACCAUUCACUCCUUCACCAACUUCCUCAUCUCAACAGAAUGACCAAGGCGGCCUAGGCCAGCUACCUUCAUCUAACUCCUCAUCAAAUAUCCAAUUCACUGAAACUGAUAUCCCUUUCAUUAAUGCCACUUUAGAUCAUACUUUACCAAUAGGAUAUUUUAAACAGGAUUUAUUAAGUGUUAUUCAGAACUUGAGAAUCUCCAAAUGGCAUAGAUUACCUUCUCAUGUUUACUCAGAUAUAAAGAUCCAUAAGAUGUCUGGUGCUUUAACUAAUGCUAUUUAUAAAGUUGAUCCUCCAUCUGUUGUUGUUUUGAAGAACUUAAAUUUACACACUUAUCAUUUCCCAACUUUAUUGUUAAGAAUAUAUGGGCCAAAUGUCGAAUCAUUAAUUGAUAGAGACUAUGAAUUGAAGAUCUUGGUUAGAUUAUCUAAACAAAACAUUGGUCCUAGAUUAUUUGGCUGUUUUACUAAUGGUCGUGUUGAACAGUUCUUAGAUAAUGCUACUACUUUAACAAGAAAAGAUAUUCAUGAUAAAAAAACAAGUGCAAGAAUAGCUAGAAGAAUGAAAGAAUUGCACCAGGGUAUCAAACUAUCAAAAUUUGAAAAGGCAGAAGGACCAAGCGUUUGGAAAAUCAUUGAUAAAUGGUUAAAGCAUGUUGAUGAAUUGAUCGAAUCCAAGACAAUUGUAAUUGACGAUAAAGAGUUAUUCAAAACUGACUUCGCAACUUUUAAGAAAUAUACCAAAGCUUAUAGAGAUUGGUUAUACAAAAGAUAUGAAUCUCCAGAAGCUCUCAAUAAUGCUUUAGUAUUUUGUCAUAAUGAUACUCAAUAUGGUAAUUUAUUAUUCACAUCUCCAGUUGUUCCACCGCCAGAUAAAACAAACAACAACACUACUGCAAACAAUUCAACAACUUCAUUAACCACCAAUUUCUCAAAUCUUUCACUAGAGAACCUAAAUGAAAUCAAACCUUCAAUACAAGAAAAGAAACAAGAUAGAAAUUUAGUUGUUAUUGAUUUUGAAUAUUCAGGUCCAAAUGUUCCCUCAUAUGACAUUGCCAACCAUUUUUGUGAAUGGAUGCAUAAUUAUAACCAUGAAACCGACACCUGGAAGAUUUUUGAAGAAGAUUAUCCAAAAUUAGAUGAACAAUUGAAUUUAAUCUAUUCAUACAUCUUAUUUUAUAAUGAUAUUCAAGAUGUCACUAAAUUAGAAAAGCAAGCUAAAGAGUUAUUCAACGAUUGUAUUGCAUGGAGAGGUGCUGUUAAUAUAUUUUGGGGACUAUGGGCCAUUAUUCAAAAUGGUGAUAAUAAUGCAACAAAAGAUCAUGAAAUUGUGGAGAUGGGUCCAAAUGGUGAAAUGUACAAAAUUGUCUUUGACCCUGAAGAUGAAGAAAGUGAAGUUACUGUUGUCGAUAGUGAUGAAGAUGAAAGUAGUGGGAAUGCAGGUGCUAGUAGUGCCGAUGUUGAUAAUUUUGAAUAUUUGAAGUAUUCAAAAGAUAAACUUUUAUGCUUCUGGGGUGAUUUGAUACAAUUUGGAUUAGUUGAUAAAGAUGCUUUGAAUAAGCCAGAUGAAGUUAAAUUAUUACCUGCAAAGUUUUAUGACAUUUAA